AUGAAGCAGGCCCUGGUGGACGAUACUGAGGAUGUGUCCCUGGACUUUGGCAACGAAGAGGAGCUGGCCUUUCGGAAAGCCAAGAUCAGGCACCCUCUGGCCACCUUUUUCCACCUGUUUUUCCGAGUGAGUGCCAUCGUCACCUACGUGUGCUGCGACUGGUUCAGUUUUGUGGGCUGUUUUGUGACUGUGCUUCUCCUUCUGUCCUUUGACUUCUGGUCUGUGAAGAAUGUAACCGGAAGGCUCAUGGUGGGCCUCCGCUGGUGGAACCAGAUCGAUGAAGAUGGGAAAAGCCACUGGAUUUUUGAAGCCAGAAAGGUCUCUGCAAAUAAUAUCGCUGCCACGGAAGCUGAAGCCCGCAUCUUCUGGCUUGGCCUCAUCAUUUGCCCGAUGAUUUGGAUUGUGUUCUUCUUCAGCACCUUAUUUUCCUUGAAGCUAAAGUGGCUGGCCCUCGUGAUAGCUGGGAUUUCUCUCCAAGCUGCUAACCUGUAUGGCUACAUCCUUUGUAAGAUGGGAGGUGAGAGUGACAUCAGCAAAGUCACAGCCAGUUUCCUGUCCCAGACGGUGUUCCAGACGGCCUGCCCGAGUGACUUUCAGAAGCCUCACCUUGAGGGGCUGGAGAUCCACAAGUGUUAG
Messenger RNA from Pteropus alecto (black flying fox), 636 nucleotides. It is a transcript of the gene TVP23A, whose product is annotated as trans-golgi network vesicle protein 23 homolog A. NCBI's taxonomy places the organism in Eukaryota, Metazoa, Chordata, Mammalia, Chiroptera, Pteropodidae. Gene Ontology annotation, biological process: protein secretion; vesicle-mediated transport. Gene Ontology annotation, cellular component: Golgi membrane. The transcript is spliced from 7 exons. Bases 1 to 636 code for a protein of 211 amino acids. The record is from RefSeq and is a predicted model, not a curated record.